AUGGUUGAUGAGAGUCAGAGCUGGAGAGCGAACGGACACAGCUCCAAUGCCCACAGCCUUAGCAUUACUUUUGCAAUGUCUGAGCUCUUAGAACAUGUUGAGGUGUUGGAUGAAAUGAUGGGUGCAAUGGUAGUGCUUAUGCACAUUGAGUAUCCAUUUGUCAUUUCUGUUUAUGAUAAGAGGAAAUCCGCAUCACUUGCACUGAUGCUUAUGGAGAAGAAUGAACGUAACUAUCUAAAAAAAGACCCGGACCCACCCAUUAUAAAAAUUAUGCUUUCGAUUGCAGGCUAUAUUGCAUAUUGUGUCCUAUUAUACGCUAUCAGAAUCGUGGGAAGUUUCGCCGGUUUCUCCAUCAUAAUCGUUUGCCAGACACUGGAAGUGUUCAUAUUUCCCAAUAUAUUCCAAGAUGUACCAUACUCAAUUUACAUCGCCGAGCUAGCACUGCCACUGCUUGGAUUCACUCUCGGUUAUAUCGCCGCCAGUAUAUUCCGGUUACAGCACUCGUUCCGGCGUACGAUUGCCAUCGAGGCUGGCAUACAGAACGUGGGCACAGCUCUCACUAUCAUAUCACUGUCCUUUCCCUACGAGUGGAUACAAAUGGCAAUCGACUGCAUUCGCGACUCGAUUCGGAAAUUGAAGUCAAUCUGGAAAGUGAUGCAAUUGCCUAAAGUGUGGUUAUUUCCGUUUAUGUACGCCUUCUCGAUGUUUGCCAUUUGCAUAAUAAUCGCCACAAUAUAUCGAUUACACAAACGAUUCUUUGGCCGAUCCCUGGAUAUUGUCUUAUCGGAAAAGUCCGAUAAGUUUGGCCAAAGCCCGGGAAACAGCCCUCGUUGUGUUAAACACGAUCCUAAAAUAUCUGUACGAAACAUAGAUCACAAUAUCAACGGUGGAGACGAUAUCGCACGCAAUGCCCGCAUAAACACCGCAUCCUAUAUAUUAUAACCACAGAAUCGAUUCAAAUAUGAUUAUCAAUCACUGAUUAAUAUUAAUUUUAUUAUUAUAUAUUUGCACACAAAUUAUAUUUCCAUUUGUUUAUACUAUUCAUAUUCAUCUCUCU
Molecule: messenger RNA, 1057 nt
Organism: Medioppia subpectinata
Lineage: Eukaryota; Metazoa; Arthropoda; Arachnida; Sarcoptiformes; Oppiidae
Source: the annotation of a GenBank genome assembly